Tachysurus fulvidraco (yellow catfish) is the source of this 3096-nucleotide messenger RNA. RefSeq names its product nuclear valosin-containing protein-like. Bases 2409 to 3089 code for a protein of 226 amino acids. Gene Ontology annotation, biological process: ribosome biogenesis. The record is from RefSeq and is a predicted model, not a curated record. The transcript is spliced from 9 exons. NCBI's taxonomy places the organism in Eukaryota, Metazoa, Chordata, Actinopteri, Siluriformes, Bagridae. Gene Ontology annotation, cellular component: nucleus. Gene Ontology annotation, molecular function: ATP hydrolysis activity; RNA binding; DNA binding.
UCUUUGUUUUAUGUAGCAUGAUGGUCCUGGAGAAACAUUGUCUUAUUUCACUAUGUACUGUGUCAGCUAUAAAUGGUUGAAAUUACAACAAAAACAUCUUGACUUAAAUUUAGUUUCUGAAUGAAAUACAGACAGAAAAACAGGGAUGAGAAUUUUCUCUCUUAAUAAUUAUAAACGCUCAUACACAUUCCAGUCAGAAUAUUUUUGAAUGCAGUAUGACACUAACAGGCAGGAAGUCUUUACCAUCAGGUCAUGUAAUGUUAAUGACAGUUUACUCACUCUUGCUCUGUUACUCAGUCACUCAGUCAGUCAGUCAGUCAGUCAGUCAGUCACUCACUCACUCGCUCUGCCUCUCACUCAGUCAGUCAGUCACUCACUCAUUAGUCAGACAGUCAGUCAGUCGGUCAGUCACACACACUUUACAUUUUUUUUAAGUUGUUGGGUGAAAUCCUAAGUAAUGUUAACAUGGACAUACAGGUAAAAUCAUACAAGUUAAAUCAUACCAUCAGAGUUUCUUCACUACCUCCAACGUCUUCAAACUUCACUGUGGAAUGCUGAAGUUCGGGAGGUUUGGUCCAAGCUUCAACGCAAACAAGUAAUUCACAUCUGAUAAAUCAGCAAAAUUCUGUGCACAUAAUCAGGGGGAGCUAGAUCAACUGCUGUCUCUGCUGAGAAACAGCGAAUCUCUGAGUGAUCGUCAUGGAUGACGUCAUGGAUGACUUCAAGGAGUCUUUGGCACGUGUCCAACCUGCCAAACGUGAAGGUUUUGCCACUGUGCCUGAUGUCACCUGGGAUGAUGUCGGUGCACUGCAAGACAUUCGGGAGGAACUCACCAAGGCCAUCGUCCAGAGCUCUGGUAUUGAGCACAGCCUCUGCCGGAGUGCUGCUCGCUGGACCUCAAGGCUGGUGGAAAGACUCUUCUUGCCAAAGCUGUUGCCAACGAGUCUGGUUUAAACUUUAUAUCUGUCAAGGGCCCCGAGCUACUGAACAUGGUGAGUUCUCACGUGCCAUACAUUCCAGUUUAAAGUCCCAUGAGUUCAAAAUCAUGCUUUUUAAAUGAAUCAUAAUGCUUUCAGAAUGCUGGUUAUUUGUUAGAAGGCAUGUACGGUCAUGCAAAAUGGUCAUUUUCUUGAUAUUGAUGUAUGUAAGUGAUUUGUAGAGAGUUAUAAGCUCAGGUAAUGUUAGAUGAGUGCUUUAACUCUCUUCAUUUGAAUAUAUUGUCUUCUGGUAAAAAAAAAAACCAACCAUCUCUGUAUUCAACUCUUACUGUCUCAGACGCUCUCGUCCAGUACAGAGCAGAGGUCACAUUUCCAGUAACCUCAUCUACCUUCUUCUGUUGUGUGAGUCUCAAACAGUGGUGGUAUGUGGGCUCUGGAAUUGCCAGUCUGCUGUAAAGAAAGCUGAUUUUAUCAUACCAAGAUGGCCUUGGUGAGUUCCUCCCGAAUUUAGCUUCCCAGUACUACUUUAUAUCCCCACAGAACACUGCUACACCAGCUGCUUUAUCCUCUGCCUAUGCUUUCUCUCACUCACCACAAAAAACGGGCAGGGGUGGUAGUUAUUGUUGUCGAGAAGAUGAUGUUUUACACCGCUCCUCUUGUCUCAUUUAACCAUCUCCUCUUUUGAAUUCCAUGCCAUUUGAGUUACCUCUCCAAUCAACCUUGUUAUCAUUGUUGUCUACUGCCCUCCUGGUCCCCUAGGAGACUUCCUGGCAGAAAUGGACACGCUUCUUAGUGCUUUCCCUUCCGAUAGCACCCCUCUGACAGUGCUUAGCGAUUUCAACCUCCCCUCUGACAAGCUUCAAUCUUCUUCCCUCCUAACUCUUCUGGACUCCUUUGCCCUGACACUCAACAUCUACAUCUCCACACACAAAGGAGGCAAUGUCCUGGACCUGGUUUUCACCCAUCCUUCCCCAGCUACAGACAUGACUGUUACCCCACUACACCUCUUCGAUCAUCACCUGCUAUCCUUCACCAUCACUCCCUACCUCAAACUAUCCUCCCUAAAACUGCCUCCUUGCUCUUACCUGCCAAAACCUCCACUCUCUCUACCGUUCCUCUGUAGCUUCUGGCACAUUAUUGUUUCUCUUCCUGAUCCUGAGUCCUUUUCCUCACUACCCUUGGACUCAGCCACAGAUGUUUUCCUCUCCUCUCUUUCCUCAACCUUGGACUUUCUCUUCCCUCUGUUCCCAAGAAAACAUCUUGUUCUGCUCCUUGGCUUUCAGAUGUGUUGCGCAACAAUUGAAGAGAGCAAUCAUCAGUCGACAAAUUGUCGAGUAGUCGUUUUUUCUCACGUGUCCUAUUGUAAGGGCCUGCAAUAUCGCGAUUUGACCGCUACGGCGCUGUAGCGCUAGAGUGUAAUGCAGCCCUAACAGAUGCGGUAGAAGAGAACUUUUAAAAGAAGCGCAAAUUAUGACGGACUGCAAGCGAAUGCGAACAAGCAAGGUGUGGGAAAGUUCUACAAAACUUCCAACCAAAAAUGCAGUUGUGUGCAAUACAUGCAAGGCAGAACUUGCGUUUCAUGGAAGCACAACGUGCAUGCUUGAGCACUUGAAAAGGAAACAUCCUGGCACAAGAGGAGGUGGUGAGAGUAUGUUGGUGAAAGUGAACGGGCAGUUCACCAGGUGUUCCAGAGAGGACAAAACGCUGCCCCCUGUGUCAUCUUUUUUGACGAGAUUGAUGCCCUUUGCCCCAGACGUUCUGCUGAUGAGUGUGCGUGUGUUGUACCAGUUGCUGACUGAGAUGGAUGGGUUGGAGACGCGUCGCCAGGUGUUCAUCAUGGCCGCCACCAACCGGCCAGAUAUCAUUAAUCCAGCAUUUCUUCGACCGGGCCGUUUCAACAAAAAAUUGUAUGUGGAUUUCCCUUCGCCAGAAGACAGACACGCCAUAUUGCUCACUAUUACCAAGGGAGCAACUAAACCUCGCCUGGACCCAGACGUAAGCUCGGAGGAAAUUGCCCGUGACGAACUUUGUGACUGUUUCACGACCGGCUCAUGUAGGAGAAACUGCGUGAAUCUCUCACUAGGGAGUAGGCGAGUGGACGGAGAGUUUUCCAUUUUUAAAAUAAACAUUUUUUGGACUUCAGGAGCUUGAAAGUGUG